CUUCUAUUUCUACCUUUACCUGGCUUCCGGAAACCUCUGCAGACCCUAAGAAUGGCAUCAUUUCACUCACCAGUCUUCGAUUGCAUUCCGACAAAAGAACAACAGGUUUUUUUUAUUGAUGUUCAUUUUGUAUUCUUAAUUCUUGACACAAAUUAUUUAAAAGUUUGCUCCAUCAAUUACUCAUCAUGUUUACUAAAGGUGUGAUUAAUUAAAUCAUUAUCAACUUUAUUAUUAUUAAUUAUUACCCUGAGAGGAAUUAGCCAUAGUUGGAUACUCUGCUAGAGUAAUAAUUGAUGAUGAAAAAAAUUAAUCAAAGCUUGUCAAUCAGUUGUUGGAUGAACCUUGCAGUGAUUUUGUGCUUCUUACCAAUGACUGUGGCUAUCUAUCAUGAUUCUGAGUUGGAAAAAAAUUACUUCAACUCCAGCAGUGAUAAUAUUAGCAAUAAUUACUCCAAUGAUAGCAUAAUAUACGUAAGUUUGAUUGACAAAAAUGAUAAAGUUAUUGGAGAUGAUGAUAGAAAUUCGACAUUGAACAUUGCAACCUCAGAGGCUUCUGAAUUAAAAGACAAUUCAACUGAAUCUAAUCCUCUAACGAUGCCACAAAAAUGGGAAGUUACGAAAUCUAUUUUAGAGUUUCCGAAAAUCGAUAACAGUGUACACUUCAAGAUAAUGGAUUUACCUUUGAGAAAUGAAACUAUUCCAUUUGAUUUUCUACGUGAUUUUAAUAGAGUCAUCAUGCCUUAUGAUAUACCUCACAGUCUCAUCAAAGAUGUGAUGGAGAAUCGCAUGACUCCAUCAAAAUUGAUCUCUGAGUAUCUUUAUAUCGAAGGAGGCUUACUGGCUUUGAUCAGCAUUUGUUUACUUCUGGCAUGUGUGGUUCCUGGUAUUGAAUGUUGGCUAGCAUGUCGACCCAUCAGAGAUGACUACAAACCACCCAAAUAUCCAGGGUUCCUCAUUUUCUUACUCUCCUGUGCAAUUGUUCUCCUAGGGGUUGGAGCUUCUGGAUUAAUCUACUGCAAUGAAUCAAUAAGUGAUGGAGUUGAUAAAAUUUCCCUGACAUUUGAGACUGCGAUGGAGGAUCUAAGUGAUUACUACACAGAUACCACAAUACAAUUGAGAAAAUGUCUAACUCGAAGUCUAAAUGUUGCCAACGAGGCCAUAAUGGUGGAUCUAGACAACAUCGACGAGUUGUUGGGGAAACCAAUCCAAUCGGAUUUAAAUCGAGAAACUGGUCUAGAAAGUGCACUGAGCCAAUUAUUAGAAGUAGCUGAUGCGAGUCAAGAAAUCUCAAUGAAUGCUGAUAUGCUGAUAAAAAAUGCUGAAGAAGCUCGAGAUUUAAGUGCUGAAUUGAAUCACGAGAUUGAAAGCAUCAGACGUGAUCUGGAAGGUACCAGAAAGGGUUGCAUUUCACCACAAGAUAGAUCUCUAUGUGCCACAAUUAACACUUCUGGAUUUAUCCUCAAUUUUAAAAUCACUCAGUUGUCACGAGAUGAACGUUUAUUAAGAUUACGAAGUGUUAAUCGAGAUAAUUUGACUGAAGCUGCACGUCAAGCACGAGGAGAAUAUCUAUAUAUUCCUCAUCAUGUUGCACGUUACACUCUAGAUGCUCGCAAUCAAAUUCGACGAGAACUAGGAGAAUCUAGAAAUCGAUUAUACAGUGAAACAAGAAACUUAGAGUCCAGUAAUUCUCAAUUUUCCAAACGACUAAAGUCAAUUGAAAGGAAAAUCAACAAAGUCAUUCCCUAUAUAUUCGAUUUUGAUGAGAUACGAUGGCAUGUAGGAAUUGGUACAAUUUGCGGGAUAUUAUUCAUCUGGUUAUUGACUCUGAUUGCUUUGUCAUUGAAAUGCCAAUCCGAAAAGAAAUUACGAUCUGGCUUGCUCUGUGGAGUUGUUGUCAAUUGUCUAGCCACAAUAAUGCUUUGGAUGAUUUUCAUCACCGCAGUUGUUAUCUCAUCUCAUACAGAAGUGAUGACAUGUCGACCACUUGAAGAUCCAAAUUAUAAAAUGAUCGAAGUCCUGCUGGAGACCAAAGCAUUCCUAGGAAAACCGUUAAACCGUCCUCUAAAGGAUUUACUAGAGAAGUGCAGACAGAAUGAAACAGUUUACCUCAAUCAGCCUACUAGCAAACCUCUGGAGUUGGGUGAGAUGACAGAUUACUGGAAAUGGUCAGACCUGACUAAAGCAUUCUCUUCAUUGAAAGUUGAUCUACGUAGUUUGAAAAUUCUUACUCCAAGCUUGGAAGGGAAGCUGGAUAAUGUCCAGUAUGCUUCUGGUAUAAAUCUUACGGACUAUCGAUCAAAAAUACGUGGACCAAUAGUUGAUAGAGAUUUGAAAGCUCUAUCAGACCAGAUCUACAAUAUAGCAAGGCAGUUAAAUGACCGCAGGACAUCAAGGGAAUUCGAAACAAUUGGUUUGUCAAUGCGAAAUCUUAUGGAAGAUAGGGUGAAGCCUCUGAUGAUGAUCCAAGACUCGUUGGUUGAUCAACUAAUAACUUUGGAAAUCCAAUUACGUCCUUACCAACGCAAAGUCAACGAUACUAUUAGUCAGCUGAAGAAAAUUCAGUACUACAUAGAUCUACAGGGGGAAAUUAUUUCACAGCUGAAAACUAAGCAGUAUGUUGAGAGACUCAAUAGCUACCUAGAUCAAUGGAGAACUCAUGUUUUAACAGAAAUGACACUAGGGGUUGCUAAAUGUCCAUUAUGGGAUGUUAUGGUUGGUUUUAAAACACUUUUUUGCUACAACAUCCUAGGACCAUUGGAUGGGUUCUGGUUCAUAAUUGUAUUGUGUAUAUGGGUAAUUACAGUAAGCACACCAAUAGCACAUGUUUUAGCCACUUCUUAUAGAGAUACUUCUGGGAAGAUGAUGAUCUUCACAACAUCUAGACAAGAUAGUGCAGAAACGGUGGUGAUAGAUAGAGCAACUUGGCGUAGUCCAGAUCCUCCACCACCACCACCACCACCUCCUCAUGACGAUGAUUGGUGAUUAAUUGAUUAGGAAACUUCAGGCAAUCUUCAAUAGUGAAAUUCCAUUGUAAUCAUCUAUUUAUUAUCUCAAUAAAUUGAGUCUUUUUCUAGUGAAUAUUUUUAUGUUUGCAUUAAGAAACCUGGAUCUUAAAACAAAAA
Molecule: messenger RNA, 3121 nt
Organism: Chelonus insularis
Lineage: Eukaryota; Metazoa; Arthropoda; Insecta; Hymenoptera; Braconidae
Gene: prom
Product: prominin
Exons: 16
Coding region: 294-2981 (895 amino acids)
Cellular component (GO): membrane
Source: RefSeq, a predicted model, not a curated record